CGGGCCUAAGAUUAUAUAGUGCCAAAGAGAACUGGGUUCUUACAGGUGGGCCCGUUGUUCUCUGAUCUGGACCUUUGAUCUGAUGUUCCCUGACGUGGAUGGGCCAUGCACGUACUCGUAUGGAGGAUCAUAUGCUUUUGUUUUGUUGCAAUUAGGACGGAGGAGUGCAAUGGCCAUAAUAAGCCUUGGUUAGAAGACACGUGCGGUAGGCCACUGGGCUUGCAAUUCAAUGAGGCCACCGGCGAUCUGUACAUUGCGGAUGCCUAUUACGGGCUCUUUGUGGUGGGGCCCACCGGAGGAUUGGCCACCCAGCUAGCUAGUGGGGCCCAAGGGGUCCCCUUUCGCUUCACCAACGGUUUGGAUAUUGACAAGGCGACCGGGAUUGUUUAUUUCACGGACGCUAGCAUGAUAUACCCAAGGAGGGACAACACAUGGGUCACUAUAAGCGGCGAUCGGACAGGAAGAUUGUUGAAAUACGAUCCACGAAGCAAAGAGUUGACCUUGUUGCUUAAAGGCCUCGUCUACCCAAAUGGGGUGGCAAUUAGUAAGGAUAGCACAUUCCUCCUCAUCGUCGAGACCACCACCCAAAGAAUUUUGAGGUUUUGGCUUCAGGGUCCUAAAGUCGGAGCCCUUGAAUUUUUCGCCCAGCUAUCUGGAUACCCAGAUAACAUCAAAAGGAACCCUAGAGGAGAAUUCUGGGUAGCUAUCACACCAUCAUCCAUCAACAGUGUGAUUGGAAUGUGUUUUAAUGAGAAGGGUGAGAUCACGGAGGUAUUGAAUGACAAAUUUGGAAUGAUUACUUCACAUCUUAGUGAAGUAGAAGAAAACAAUGGGAGUUUAUGGUUGGGAUCUGUGGUUGCGCCUGAUGUUGGCAUUUACAAGCUUUAA
Molecule: messenger RNA, 888 nt
Organism: Magnolia sinica
Lineage: Eukaryota; Viridiplantae; Streptophyta; Magnoliopsida; Magnoliales; Magnoliaceae
Product: protein STRICTOSIDINE SYNTHASE-LIKE 10-like
Exons: 2
Coding region: 106-888 (260 amino acids)
Biological process (GO): biosynthetic process
Molecular function (GO): strictosidine synthase activity
Source: RefSeq, a predicted model, not a curated record